Messenger RNA from Ilex paraguariensis (yerba mate), 762 nucleotides. The record is from the annotation of a GenBank genome assembly. NCBI's taxonomy places the organism in Eukaryota, Viridiplantae, Streptophyta, Magnoliopsida, Aquifoliales, Aquifoliaceae.
GAAACUACCGGUCUUCAUGCCAUAAUCGUCAAUCAAUUUUUAGUGAUGCGUGCACGCUUCAUAUGAGGUACUUACUUAAAUUUGAGGUGGAUUGGUUUAUCUGGAAAACUGCUCAUUAUUGUUUACUAUCCACAAAGUGUCUAUGCUUGUGUUUAGUGUUAUCUUUAUGAAGUAUCACAUUGCUUACAUUGAAUCAUCCUUCCAUCUUUUAGUUGUAUGUUUGUAAUGCUUCAAGUUCUUCGCAUUGUGUGGGUGUUUUUUAAUCUUUGAAUGAUAUCAGGCUGGUUCGGGUGAAUGCAGCUGCGGUGGGAAAAUGGUGAAAGGAUUAUGUGUUAAACCCAUUAAAGGAGAUGCAGUGCUUUUCUGGAGCAUGGGGCUCGAUGGACAAUCUGACCCAAACAGCUUACAUGGAGGGUGUGAAGUACUGUCAGGGGAGAAGUGGUCAGCUACAAAAUGGAUGAGGCAGAAAACUACUUUCUGAUCUUAAGAUCUUUGAAGUAUACGUACACAUUGUAUGAUUUUUCUUGACAGAAGAGCUUAUUUCAAAGCUGGCUCAUGUAAACUUGCUAAUAGAUGAAGUAAUAGAUUUAGCGUAACAAUUUUUAACUAAUAUAGUUUGAAUACUUACUGAAAAAUGAUAUAGUUGGAAUUACAUUUAGAUCUUGGGGGAGGGUUGCUUUAUCAAGCUCCGAUACUGAACCCUAUUGUAAUAGGCCGAGCUCGAGUUGAGCUCAAUUGUCGAGUUUGAAAUUUUGAAAUUAU